GGAUCGCACCGUGGUGGCUGAGUGUUGUUUCCUGGGCUGCGGAGUCAGGCUCAAACAAACUACAGCACUUUUGAUUACAGGAGAGUCUGUCCUCACCAGCGGGAUCGGAAUUUGUUGCCCCUAAUUAACGGUGUGUGAAAUACAUCAUUUCUACGUAGUUGAUCAGAAGUGAAUCCCUUUCUCAGAACAUGGGCACCUAUGCAAGUAGCUUCCAUCAGUCUGGAGGACAGAUUCUCCUGGAGUCUACUGAUCCCUGUCAGGCAAACUGGAUAACAGCACAUGCAGAGGCAUGUCAGUUGACUAUUCCAGAGGUGCAGAGGUGCUGGAGUCGUUUCCUUCUACUGCAGCCCGACAGGAAAGGGAAUGUCCCCUGCAAUCGCUUUCUUACGGAUGAGAGAUUUAGCCAUCAGCUGUUGCAGCAGAUGCCACUCGUAGGGAAUGACCUGGUGACUUUCCAGACAUACUGCAGUGCGGUCUCAUGGUUCUCCAAGUCCAGCCUGGAGACCAAACUCCGAGGGUUGUACCAGACAAUGGCCUCCAACAACUCAUUGAAUCAGAAGAGAUUAGAGUUUCUCCUGCAGGAUGUGUACCCUACUGAAACACCAGAGACCAUCUCUCAGCUUUCACAGCUUUUAUUGAGCAAAGUUGACAGUAAUCACCAAGGCUAUAUUGAUGAGGAACAGUUUGUUGCCUGGAUAUUGAAACUACCACAGGAUGAUGUGAAGUCAGUUCUGCACUUCUCCAUCAUACCAGAGGAAAUCAUCACAGCAAGUAAAGGCCAGUCACUUAGCUUAACUAAUGUUGAAACUUUGGACGAGACCUCAGCUGUGACAGACAAACAGCUUCUGCAGAUUGCCAGCGAGAUGUCAGUUCAAAAGAGAGACUGGAGGCUUCUGGCCAAUAAUCUGGGAUUUCUAGAGCAGGAGAGCUGUGCCUUUGAAGUCCAACAUUCAGAAGUCAAUCAGCAGAUCUUGGAGAUGUUGCAGGCGUGGCUAAAGAGAGCAGAGCCGCUGACUUCAGUCUCCGUGUUGCAACGUGCUUUGUGGGAGAGUGGCAACUCAGACAUAAGGAAUGAGGUAUUCCAGCUCAGUUUCUGAAACCACCCGAUCAGCAGACUGGCUUCAAGAGCUGCGAUGCCAAUUGAGACAGACUAACCAGCUAACUUCCAUUCAGAGAUGGUGCGAAAAUGCAAUAUUUAUAAAUGCCGAUGUCAUAACAUGCCUUCAUUCACUGGAGAAGUUUUAAUUACAGACUAGGGUUUUAAAAAUUCUGAAACCUUUAGAGAAUGAAUAAAUAAUAAAGCGAAAGGAAGCAACUCAAUGAAUAAAUGUGAAAUUUGUAAUUUUGAUUAAAGGAGGAAUUACUUUGAGAGAGAAAACAUUUCACCAAAAUAAAAUUUUUAUUAA
Molecule: messenger RNA, 1406 nt
Organism: Hypanus sabinus (Atlantic stingray)
Lineage: Eukaryota; Metazoa; Chordata; Chondrichthyes; Myliobatiformes; Dasyatidae
Exons: 9
Coding region: 189-1097 (302 amino acids)
Biological process (GO): signal transduction
Molecular function (GO): protein binding
Source: RefSeq, a predicted model, not a curated record